This is a messenger RNA of Lolium perenne, 1917 nucleotides long. RefSeq lists its product as uncharacterized. The record is from RefSeq and is a predicted model, not a curated record. Gene Ontology annotation, molecular function: protein binding. NCBI's taxonomy places the organism in Eukaryota, Viridiplantae, Streptophyta, Magnoliopsida, Poales, Poaceae.
CGCAAACAAGCCCAGAUCCACUCACCCCCGUCGAGCCAACCGCCGCUGUUCUGAUACGAUGGCCAUGGAGACGUCGCCUCGGCUCCACCGCCGACUCAGAAAAGCAUACGAUCUCGCCGUCGCCAACACCGCUCUCCCGCCGUCCAAGCGAAUGCGUAUGAGAGAUGAACACAUCAGCUGCUGCGUCGACAUGAUCAGCAGCCUACCUGAUGAGAUACUGAUCAUGAUCCUUGACAAGCUAGAUGCACUCACAACAAUAACCACCACUAUCCUGUCAAAGCGGUGGCUAAAUCUUCCUCGGCGAUCGCACACAUGUUAUGACCUUUCCAUUUAUGAGAUUCUCCCUCCACGCUACCACAGACUGAAGAAAAUAACCGCGGAGGCUAGGGCUGGGUAUGAAGCAGAGAAGAAGGCACGGAAUCUGACUGACAGUUGUGCUUUCAAAGACCAGUAUGAUCGGUUUUAUGCCAUCAAAGACCAGUAUGAGCGGUGCAUGGGGAAGGUCCGUUUGCUCACACCCAUCCUGCAACGUUAUGAGCGUCUCGCCAUGCGACGAUAUGUGAAACGGGUGAAUGCAUUCCUUCUGCCUCCCAAUAAUGUUCAGCAACGGUCCAUCCAGAAGCUGAGGCUUCAAACCUUUAGCACGAGCAGUUUAGAUCAAUGGAUUCCGGCAGCGGUUGGCAGAUGGGGAGUUGAGGAUUUGGAGAUUACCAUUGAGAACUCUUGGCAUCCAUAUAACUUCCGGCUAUUGGAUGGAUGCCAGAAUGUGCGACUCAAACGCCUUGUGCUAUCCAAUUGCUGUCAUUAUGGACGCACUCCGUUGUUUUUUCAGAGGCUCACAACACUUACUCUGUGCGAUAAAAGUUUACGUGUUCACAUCCUAUAUGAUAUUCUGAUAAACUGUGUUCUGCUGGUGGAUCUGAGGCUGAAAAAUUGUUCGUAUCACUCGCAACCUUAUCGCUUCAAUUUUCCUGCCUCAAGGUUAAAGAAUCUGCAAUUGGACAACUGCAGCAUCUGGAAAAUCUAUCUGACUUCGCUGCCUUGUCUUGAAACAUUUGCUUUUCGGGGCCGGCCAGCGAAACUACAGUAUGGUGAGGUGCCUCAACUUAGGCAUGUGAGUUUGGACUUCCUGGAAACUGGAGAUAAUGGCGAUAACGACAACUUCCGUAGGAAAAGUACCUAUGCACUAGACAAAUUCUUUAAAGGGACGCCGCCACCACUGGAGUACCUUGUUCUGCAAUUGAAAGGGCAUCAGAUGUGGAUUGAACCAACUAACAUAGCUAGCCGGCUCAAUCAUCUGAAGAAGUUAUUCGUUGCAAACGUGCCAAGGAGCUGGGACACAUUCUGGAUCUUCAUCCUGUUUGCCGCUGCACCUUUCUUGCAGUUGCUCCAAGUUCAUUUUGACAAAAACUCAGAGAGGGCGAGCGCUGCUGGAUCACUAGAUGUGCAGGUGGAGCAACCGCAAGGGCACCGUCACCUGAGAGAACUCGUGGUCAUCGGCUUCGAUGGCACAGAGUGGCAGACCAGCUUUGUGAAGCGGAUCAUGACAGCGUCCCGGUGGCUGGGGUGCGUCCACCUGCUGGACGGGCACGUUGUGGAAGACGGAGAGCAGGGGAUCGUCAAUCUGAAGGUAGUCCCGCGCCGGCAGGAGUGGCACGAGUGCGAGAGAUCCGAGGUCCUCGACGAGCUUACAGAUGGAACUGGCUUUCCGCGUCGCAAGAUAGUCUUGGAAUGACUUCCGAUAAUUUAGUACGGAGUAUGUGCUGGUGGCCGGCCUCCCUUUGUUGGCGUUGUAGCUGUAUGGCACGGCCUAAUUAUGCUGGCCUAAAGGACAGAACAUGUGUUUAUAUUUGGGUAUCUUAUGCAGAUGAUGCAGCUAGCUGUUCAUAAUGUGGCUUGACUCGGCAAAAAUUACCA